AGCGGUGGCCAUUGGGCCGCCGCCGGGUUUGGCGCUCUGUUGUCCGGAGCCGAAGAGGAGCGAGGAAGAGGAAGGAAGGAAGGGAGCCAAGUGGGGAAGCCGUGCGGCGGUGCCGCCACCGAGGUCUCAUCUGCUGCUGUACAAAGCUGGGAAAGAUUACCCCACCCUCAGGUGCAGUAAUCCUAGUCUCUAUGAUACAAGCCAGGAUAAUCAUGGGUCAAACCGGAAAGAGAUCUGAGAAGGGACCAAUUUGCUGGAGGAAACGUGUAAAAUCAGAAUAUAUGAGACUGAGGCAGCUCAAGAGGUUCAGACGAGCAGAUGAAGUAAAGAGUAUGUUUAAUUCUAACCGUCAGAAGAUACAAGAAAGAACAGAAAUCUUAAAUCAAGAGUGGAAACAACGCCGGAUACAACCUGUACACAUCAUGACUUCUGUGAGCUCAUUGCGUGGGACCAGGGAGUGUUCUGUCACCAGUGACUUAGAUUUUCCAAAGCAAGUAAUCCCACUCAAGACACUAAAUGCUGUUGCUUCUGUACCCAUAAUGUAUUCCUGGUCUCCUCUUCAGCAGAAUUUUAUGGUAGAGGAUGAGACUGUUUUACAUAACAUUCCCUACAUGGGAGAUGAAGUACUUGACCAGGAUGGGACAUUUAUUGAAGAACUUAUCAAAAACUAUGAUGGAAAGGUGCAUGGUGAUAGAGAAUGUGGGUUCAUCAAUGAUGAAAUAUUUGUGGAGCUUGUCAAUGCUCUUGGUCAGUACAGUGAUGAUGAUGAAGAUGACGAAGAUGAUGAUGAAGAUGACGAAGAUGAUGAAGAUGAUGAUGACCUUGAUGAAAAGCAGAAAAAUCGGGAGAGCAACCGAAUAGACAAAGAGAGCCACCCUCCUCGGAAAUUUCCUUCUGACAAGAUAUUUGAAGCCAUUUCCUCAAUGUUUCCAGAUAAGGGUACAGCAGAGGAACUGAAAGAAAAAUACAAAGAACUUACAGAACAGCAGCUUCCAGGAGCUCUUCCUCCUGAGUGCACACCAAACAUUGAUGGACCAAAUGCCAAAUCUGUUCAGAGAGAGCAGAGUCUGCACUCAUUUCAUACUCUCUUCUGCAGACGAUGUUUCAAAUAUGAUUGCUUCUUACACCCGUUUCAUGCAACGCCUAAUACUUACAAAAGGAAAAAUACUGAAACUGCAAUAGAUAAUAAACCUUGUGGACCACACUGUUAUCAGCAUCUGGAAGGAGCCAAAGAAUUUGCAGCUGCUUUAACAGCUGAGCGCAUAAAAACACCACCAAAACGCCCAGGGGGUCGUCGAAGAGGAAGACUCCCAAAUAACACUAGCAGACCCAGCACUCCAACUAUAAACGUGCUGGAAUCCAAGGAUACAGACAGUGACAGAGAAGCUGGAACUGAAACUGGAGGUGAAAAUAAUGACAAAGAAGAGGAGGAGAAGAAAGAUGAGACUUCAAGCUCCUCCGAAGCAAAUUCUAGAUGCCAGACACCAAUCAAGAUGAAACCAAAUACUGAGCCUCCUGAGAAUGUUGAGUGGAGUGGUGCAGAAGCAUCCAUGUUCAGAGUUCUUAUUGGUACCUACUAUGACAAUUUCUGUGCAAUUGCCAGAUUAAUCGGGACCAAAACAUGUAGGCAGGUGUAUGAGUUUAGAGUAAAGGAAUCCAGUAUUAUUGCUCCUGUACCUGCUGAAGAUGUUGAUACUCCUCCAAGAAAGAAGAAAAGGAAACACAGGUUGUGGGCUGCUCAUUGCAGGAAGAUACAGCUAAAGAAGGAUGGGUCAUCCAAUCAUGUUUACAAUUACCAGCCAUGUGAUCAUCCACGUCAGCCUUGUGACAGCUCGUGUCCUUGCGUCAUUGCUCAGAACUUUUGUGAGAAAUUUUGUCAGUGCAGUUCAGAAUGCCAAAACAGGUUUCCUGGAUGCCGAUGCAAAGCACAAUGCAACACAAAGCAGUGCCCUUGUUACCUGGCUGUACGAGAAUGUGAUCCAGAUCUCUGUUUAACUUGUGGAGCAGCUGACCACUGGGAUAGCAAAAAUGUGUCUUGCAAGAAUUGCAGCAUUCAGCGAGGAUCAAAAAAGCAUUUGCUACUAGCACCUUCUGAUGUGGCAGGCUGGGGGAUUUUCAUUAAGGAUCCAGUGCAGAAAAAUGAAUUCAUCUCUGAAUAUUGUGGUGAGAUUAUUUCUCAGGAUGAAGCAGAUAGAAGAGGAAAAGUUUAUGACAAAUACAUGUGCAGCUUUCUGUUUAAUUUGAAUAAUGAUUUUGUGGUUGAUGCAACACGGAAAGGUAACAAAAUAAGAUUUGCAAACCAUUCAGUCAAUCCCAACUGCUAUGCAAAAGUCAUGAUGGUUAAUGGAGAUCACAGAAUAGGCAUAUUUGCUAAGAGAGCCAUUCAGACUGGUGAAGAACUGUUUUUUGAUUACAGAUACAGUCAGGCUGAUGCCCUCAAGUAUGUAGGCAUUGAACGAGAAAUGGAAAUCCCUUGAUACCAGCUACCUCUUACAGAACAGCUGCCUUAUCUUCAGGAGCUUCAAGUACUGUGGGCAAUUUUUUUUGAAGACUGAUUUGAUGCAAUUUGGAGUGCAGAAAUUGCAAUGUACUGUAACUGUAAUUUAUAGUGAGAAAUUUUUAACAAAUUUAUUGCCUUCUCACCAGCUGCAAUACUUUUUGUACCAUUGAAGUUUUGCAAUAAUGCAGUGUGGUACAUUUUUGAAUCUUGAAUAAUAAAGGAUACUUGAACUUUGAA
Molecule: messenger RNA, 2737 nt
Organism: Sceloporus undulatus (fence lizard)
Lineage: Eukaryota; Metazoa; Chordata; Lepidosauria; Squamata; Phrynosomatidae
Gene: EZH2
Product: enhancer of zeste 2 polycomb repressive complex 2 subunit
Exons: 21
Coding region: 192-2477 (761 amino acids)
Biological process (GO): chromatin remodeling
Molecular function (GO): protein binding; histone H3K27 methyltransferase activity
Source: RefSeq, a predicted model, not a curated record